AUGAAAAUAGGUCCAAAAAAGGAUUAGAAAUAAGUAAAUGAAAGAUCUCCAGAAAAGGUAUUGCAAAAGAGAUAAAAUAAUAAUUAAAUACAAUAUUUAGUAAAAUGGAAAGAUCAAGAUGAACCAACUUGGGAUGUAGAAGAAAAUAUUAUAAAUUUAAUUAAGCAUUUUCCAAUUAAUGAAUAAGAAUUAUAGGAAAAUUCAAAUGAUAAAUAAUCAAAAUAAUGUGAAUCAUAAAAACAUUUAUUAUAAACACUACAAUAUAGUUUUAAACAUCCUAAUUGUUCAGAAGAGCUUUUAUUUAAUAAACAGAAAGAGAUGACAUAAAAAUAUUGCUAUUCAUAUCCAUAGUUUGGAGAUGAAAUUGAAAGUGUUUAUUUAAUUUUAACUUCAGAAGAUUGUUUAUUUGAGAUUAAAUGGAAAACUAGAUCUGAUGGAGUAAAACCUAUAUCUGAUUUUUAUCAAUAUGAUUAAUUCAAAGUUGUUGCUCCAAUGCUUUUUAUGGAUUUUUUAGAAAUUUGUAUAUUAGGACAUGAAAAGAGUUCAGAUAUAAAGUUUAUAGCUCCUGGUAAGGACAAUAUUGAAAGAUCAUAACUGAUAAAAAGAAUAUUAUUACAAAACCCAAAAUAUGUGGAUACAAACAAAAAUUAAGAAAAUGAAGAGGUUAAAGUGAAUGACUAAAAUACAUUAAAUAAGGAGAAAGGAGGUUCAUCAAAGAAAAGUACAAUAAUAACAUUUAUGCAAUCAGAAUAGAAAUAAAAAUAAACUAUAGAAACAUAAAGUUAAUUCUAAAAAUAAUCAUAAGUGGAAUUUCAAGAGCAAUUAUAAGAUGAUGGAUUGACUUAAUAAGAAAAACAAUUAGAGGACAAAUAAUCUGAAAAAGAUAAUCAUUAGGAUGAGAGUGAAAAGGAAUAAAUGGUUAAUUUGAAUUAAAAUAUAAAUUAUGAAGAAUAAAUUGAAUAAGAAUCAAUAUCUUUAGAAUAAUAAUAAGAAUGA
Molecule: messenger RNA, 996 nt
Organism: Paramecium sonneborni
Lineage: Eukaryota; Ciliophora; Oligohymenophorea; Peniculida; Parameciidae
Source: the annotation of a GenBank genome assembly